AUGGAUUUCUCGCUCAAGACACUCGCCUUCUCAGUUCUGACUACUACAAGCUUUGCCUCUCCUUUAAUAUAUUCACGGGCCACCAACACGUCCUAUACCAAUGCCAACGGCCUAUCAUUUAACCACUUCAAUGGCUCCCUUCCUAAUGUGACCAUCCUAGCCACAGGUGGCACCAUUGCCGGCACAAGCGACGAUGAAACCGCAACAGCAGGCUAUGAAUCAGGCGCUUUGGGGAUUAACAAGAUUCUCUCGGGUAUCCCCGAAGUCUUUGACAUCGCCAACGUCAAUGCCGUGCAGUUCGACAACGUCAAUAGCGGAGAUGUUUCUUCAGGCCUUCUCUUGAAUCUUACCCGUACGCUGCAGAAAACGGUCUGCGACGACCCUACCAUGUCUGGUGCGGUGAUUACCCACGGCACCGAUACGCUUGAGGAAUCCGCUUUCUUUAUUGACACGACUGUGAACUGCGGCAAGCCUAUUGUAUUCGUUGGCUCAAUGCGCCCUGCCACUGCUAUUUCCGCUGAUGGGCCUAUGAACCUUCUCCAGGGAGUGACUGUGGCUGCAGACAAGAAAGCCAAAGAGCGCGGUGCAAUGGUUGUUUUGAAUGAUCGCAUUGUCUCCGCCUUCUUCGCGACGAAGACGCAGGCAAACACUGUGGACACAUUCAAGGCAUAUGAGCAGGGCAACUUGGGAUUCAUUGUCUCGAACAUGCCUUAUUUCUAUUACCCGGCUGUUCAAGCAAAUGCAAAGCACACCGUGGAUGUGGCAGGCGUCGAUUCCAUUCCCCGGGUAGAUAUUCUCUAUGCAUACGAGGAUAUGCAAAGUGAUUUGCUCUACAGUGCUGUUAAGAAUGGUGCGAAGGGGAUUGUGGUCGCCGGCGAGGGCGCAGGGGGGAUUUCUACAGGCUUCGCCCACGCCAUAAACAACAUCGUGUCCGCGAACAGUAUCCCUGUUGUUUUGAGCCACCGGACAGUUAAUGGCGAGGUCCCUACAGCUGCUAUAACGGGAGACAAUGAGGGGAGUCAAAUUGCCAGUGGAAUAUUCAAUCCUCAGCAGGCGCGGGUCUUGCUUGGGUUGUUGUUGGCGGAAGGCAAAGGGCUGAAGGAGAUUCGAAGUGUGUUCAUGAAGGCGACAGUUGCCUAA
Aspergillus puulaauensis is the source of this 1140-nucleotide messenger RNA. Its product is annotated as asparaginase. The record is from RefSeq and is a predicted model, not a curated record. The coding region runs from base 1 to 1140 and encodes 379 amino acids. Gene Ontology annotation, molecular function: asparaginase activity. The transcript is spliced from 2 exons. Lineage: Eukaryota; Fungi; Ascomycota; Eurotiomycetes; Eurotiales; Aspergillaceae.